CUCGCAGAGGCCGCCAUGGGCCCCGCGCGCUGCCUCGCGCUGGGCAGCCUCCUCGCCCUGGCGGGGCUGCUGGAAGGCCGGCUCGUGGGCGAGGAGGAAGCCGGCUUUGGCGAAUGUGACCGGUUCUUCUACGCAGAGACCCCGCCUGCGGGACUGCCGGCCGAUGCCCACGUGAAGAUCUGUCAGCGCUCCGAGGGCGCCGAGCGCUUCGCCACCCUGUACAGCACCCGGGACCGCAUCCCCGUGUACUCGGCGUUCCGUGCCGCGCGCCUCGCGCCCGGCGGAGCCCAGCCCCGCUGGCUGGUGGAGCCGCAGAUUGAUGACCCCAGCAGCAAUCUUGAGGAGGUGGUUAAUGAGGAGGAUGCCAUCACUUCUGUGAACAAUCUGGGAAGCAGGCAAGCUUUGAAUACAGAUUACCUGGAUUCUGAUUACCAAAGAGGACAGCUGUACCCAUUCUCUCUUAGUAGUGAUUUCCCCACCACCUCAUUCACUCUCACAAAUGCAGCUCCAAUGACCCCGUCCUUCCAGGAACGGUGGUACAUGAAUCUCAACAGCUUAAUGGACCAGGCCCUGACCCCGCAGUGUGGCAAUGGGGAAGACCUAUAUAUCAUCACAGGCGCUGUGCCCUCAGACCGCAAAGUUAAAGACAGAGUGACUGUCCCUGAGUUUGUUUGGCUGGCGGCCUGUUGUGCUGUCCCUGGGGGAGGCUGGGCCAUGGGCUUUGUCAAGCACACUCGGGAAGGGGAUGUCAUAGAAGACGUGAUGGUGAAAGAUCUCGAGAAACUGCUUCCAUUUAACCCUCAGCUGUUCCAGAACAACUGUGGUGAAACUGAACAAGACACAGAGAAAAUGAAAAAAAUCCUGGAAAUGGUUAACCAAGUCCAGGAUGAAGAGCGAAUGGUACAAUCUAAAGAGGACUCAAUUCCCCUCUCCAGCACAAAGAGCAAGAAGUCUGCUCUGUUGCUUCCAGAGGCAGCUGAGGAAAGGAGUAGCUUUUUGGGAAAACUCAUGGGCUUCAUUGCUACCCCAUUCAUCAAGCUUUUCCAAUUAAUUUAUUACGUUGCAGUAGGAAUCCUGAAGAACAUUGUGUAUUUCCUGUGGUAUGUUACCAAGCAAGUGAUUAAUGGCAUGGAAAGUUGCCUUUACCGCCUGGGUUCAGCCACCAUCUCAUACUUCAUGGCCAUUGGGGAAGAGUUGGCGAGCAUUCCCUGGAAAGUACUCAAAGUCAUGGUCAAAAUCGUCAGGGCCAUUCUCCGGAUCCUUUGUUGUCUGUUGAAAGCCGUUUGCCGCAUUCUGGGCAUCCCUGUCCGAGUCUUUGUGGAUGUGGCCACUUUCCCAGUGUACACCAUGGGUGCAAUUCCAAUUGUGUGCAAGGACAUUGCAGUGGGCCUUGGUGGCACCAUCUCUUUGCUCUUUGACACUGCUCUUGGCACCAUGGGUGGCCUAUUUCAGCUUGUUUUUAGUGUCUUCAAGAAGAUUGGCUACAAGGUUACCAUUGCCAAUUCUGAUGAAUUAUAGAACUCAAACUGAGUGUCCAGUCACAGUGAAUUUGAUUUUUUUUUUUCAUAGAGAAAGCUGGAAUAUUUUGUCUUUACAAUGGGUUUUUGUUCACUGUCAAUUAUCAUUAUAACUUUGGCCUUUGGUGGGGGUGUCUGCAUGUUUUUGCAAAAGAAGGUGGUACAAUUUAGACUUGACCCAAGAGAAAUGUUCAGAGUGGGAUUAUGUUUAGGUCAUCUGCUGUGAUAUGGUCAAACUUUCAAGCCAUUCGAAUCUUCAGUUCUUCACUCUAAUGCAGAUGACCACCUGAGGUGCUCUGGUGUUUAUUUGUGCUAAUUAAGAUAUACAGAGGAGGGAAGCAUUAGAAAGAGGACAACUUUAAACCAAAGGGUUUCUGAGAAAAGGAGAAAGGAAUCAUGUUCCUCCUGUUAUUCUCUGAGACCUAAGGCAAAAUUGAUAUAAAUAUUCUUAGCCAAUUUGUUAUCAUUUGCUUCUCUUUCUCUACAAGUCAGCUGACCUUGGUCAGGUGCAGACAUGCUUCCCUGUUGAAAUAACUUUCUUAGGAUAUAGAACCUACUAUAUCCCUUAGCUUUCCAUGGCUCCCGAGGACCUGUAAGGUUUUUUUUUCCUUCAAAGUUGAAUUUUGCUCCAUUUUUCUUGUAGGUAUUGAUAAGCAUUUUAUGCCAAAUGUGGCAAAACAGAUUUUGAAUGCAAGGGCAAAGAUCGUUUGCCUCUUGAAUAGUGGAGUAUAGUCGUCUCAGGUAUAAAGAAGAGAGCACAAGGGACAGAGCCCUGCUCUGAGUAGGUGCUGUAGGUCUGAGGACAGCCUUAGCCAAGCUUGGAUUAACUUGACAUAUAUUAAAUCUCUGGCUGACAAGAUUGAGCUCCAAGACCUACAUGUUAAGCUAACAUGAAAAUUCAUAUGCUGCAACAUAUUAGAUCAGUCUUUCUUAUACAUCAAGCAAGUACCCAAUACAGUAAAACACUCUGACUUCUGUCCUUAAAUGAUUGUUUUGGUAUAAAUGUAUAGAAAAGAGCCACAAAAGAGAAACUAUUCUAGCCAUCUCAGAAAAGGGAAAAAAAUAUUCAUAUAUAUAUGUAUCAAAGUUUGUAUAUGUAUAAAUUUGAUUAAGAAACAACAUCCCUAAGGAAAUUAUUUUUAUAGUAUGUUUGAGGCUAGAAAACAUAACUCUCCCAUUAAUGCAAAUUUGAUUUGAGAGCUAAUCUCCAAUUUUUUUGGUCAAGCACUUGUCAUUUUACAUCUUGCACUAAAGAUGAUAAGAGGAGAAAGCAGAAUCUCCCAAACUUUGCUCUGCCUUCCACAGCUGAGAUGGAAUCAUCUGGAUUUUUCUGAGUGUUAUAACAAGUUGCUGUGAGGUAGAAAGGGGCCAAGUGUAAAAUAUUGAUCUUGGGGGUACAGGCCACCAAUUCAUCUAAAAGUUAGAUGCAAAAACUUGGGAUCCAGAAAGGCAAUAACGAGAGAAUGAUGGGUCAACUAUUUGCAUCAGGUUGGUGGAUGAAAAAUGUGAGUGUAGUGAGAGUUACAUUUUGCAUAAAAAUAAUUGAAUUGCUUGAAUUCCACCCAAAAUAGAAGAGUAGCCAGCAAGCUUCCAUCCUGAUCAGUUUGGGAUGCAGGGUUGGGGAGUAUGACACCAGACUGGUCCAUGAUAGGGACCUAUGCACUAGAUUUAUCUUAAGCAGUAUUUUACCAGCACUUCUGUUUGUGAGCAUAAAAAUCUGUAGUUGGGCUUCCCUUCAUUUCGGCAGUAUGAAGGUAUGUGGAAGGGUGAGGGUUUGCCUUGGUACUGAUGGGUCAAGAAUCCUGCUGAAUGAAAGAAAGGGAAUCUUAGAAGUGACCAGAGAGAUGGUCUGGCCAAACCCUCAUUUGAUGGGGAACCUGAGGCACAGGGAGGCAACAUGCUUGCCUUUGGUUUUGUUGCUAGCUGAUGGCAGAUCAGGAGCCAAGGUCUUUUGCACAUAUCCCAUCACCCCUGGCAUGUCAGAUAUGUGGUGUGUGUGCUACUAUUCAGCUGCCUUCCUGGACCAUGGCAGAGUUUUCUCCAUCAUUCAUCAAACAGACUCUAGGCCCUGCCUAAUCAAUUGGAUUCGGCCUAUGGGAUGAAACAGUUAGCCAUCCAUGCACAACAUCAUGGUUACUGCCCCCCAUGGAAUCUCUAGUCCCUCAUAGUCCAUUUUGCAUACUGGAAGGCCCAAAGAAGGCAUUCACGGCAGCUUGGGCCCCUUGGCACCGUGCAAGGAACAGGGCAUCCAAACUGCUUCUUGAGAGCUAUUCGGAAAUGUCUUCUUUUUCACUUCUAGUUGUUUAGUGUCUUAUUUAUUUAUUCUUGUGUGACUUUUUUUGAAGUCUGGGAAUUGAUGAUAAAGCAAAAAAUAUCCUUAAGGUUAGGUGGCUGGGACCCUCUGCUCUGGACCGCUAGUAUUAGCUGUGCCUCUGGUUGACUGGCACUGGCUGUGUUGGGCCUGAAGCUCCAGCAGGUGGCUGGAUUGCUGGCCUAUUCCCAAAGAGCUACUUUGGGCUUUGAGGUGGGAGUUUGUGUUGUUGAACACCAUCUCUGGCUUGAAGAUUUCUCUGUGGCUCCGUUAUGUUCUCAGGCCCUUGAGGAGGUCAGCCAACUCUUCAUUAUUAUGGAGAUGAUUUUCUGGUUUGUGGAUCAGCCAUGCCUUUGGACACUCCUCUUUUCCAUUGUGCCUUUUGAUCGUUGGCUUCUCCUCAACAUCAGCUCUCCCACCUAAAUGCAGACUAGGGGAUUGGGAAAAGGAACUAGGGUGAAGCACUUAUAUUCAUUCAGUCAUUCAGUCAUCUAUCAAACAUGUAUUUGAACAUCAGGGUUGCAGAGAUCAAGAAUACAUGGAUCCCAUCUUUGAGGAGUUCAAAAAUCUAGUAGGGAGAACAGAUGGUACAAUUGAUACAUGUAACCAUCAUUGUCAGUGCUGCAAUAAAGGUACUAGCAGCAUGCUUCCUGGAGCACAGGAGGAAAACCCACAAAACCAUGGGAAUUAGGGAAGCCUUUUCAGAGGGUGUGACAAAAGUCAAUUUGACAUUUUCAAGCUAUGUACAAUGCUGUGCACCUUGUAAUGCUCAAUAAAGUAAUUAUUGACAACUCA
Messenger RNA from Ceratotherium simum simum (southern white rhinoceros), 4623 nucleotides. RefSeq names its product endonuclease domain containing 1 (gene ENDOD1). Gene Ontology annotation, molecular function: metal ion binding; hydrolase activity; nucleic acid binding. NCBI's taxonomy places the organism in Eukaryota, Metazoa, Chordata, Mammalia, Perissodactyla, Rhinocerotidae. The record is from RefSeq and is a predicted model, not a curated record.